AUGGUAACACGUAUUGUAAAAAUCGGAGGUGCAUCAAUAACAGAUAAAAGUGAAUUUGAACAUGUUAAAUUAUCAAAUAUUGAUUUUAUUGUUAAUUUAUUUAAAAAUAAUUAUAAAAAUUUAAUAUUAAUUCAUGGUGCUGGAUCAUUUGGUCAUCAUCAAGCUAAGCAAUAUAAAUUAAAUCAAGGUUAUAUAGAUACUGAUGAUUAUGAAAAAUGUCGUUUAGGUGUUUGUGAUACUCGUCGAUCAUUAGGUCGUUUACAACAAUAUUUAUUAGAUGCAUUUGUUCGUGCUCAAAUACCAGUCGUUUGUAUAUCACCAUUUAAUUUUCUUAUUUCAAAUCAAUUUGAAUUAACAAAUGAAGAUUAUAAAUAUCUUUAUCAACAUUUAGAAAUAGUUCUUUCAAAUGGUUAUGUUCCACUUUUACAUGGUGAUGUUUUAUUAGAUAAAAAAAUUCAUUGGAGAAUAUUAAGUGGUGAUGAUCUUCUAUUUAAAUUAGCUGAAUAUUUUCAACCACGUCAAUGUAUUUUUUUAACAUCAGUACCAGGUAUUCUUCAAUCAAAUGGAAAUAUUAUUGAAAAAUUUUAUAUUGAUGAAAGUCAAAUUGAUAAUUAUGAACAACAAUCAUCAAUUAUUGAUGUAACUGGAUCAAUGCAUAAUAAAGUGAUGAUUGCUAGUAAUAUUGUUAACAAAAUAGACACAUGUCAAGUAUUUAUUCUACAAGGUGUUAGUGAAAAUGCAAAAAAACUUUUAUCAUCAUCAAUAAGUGACGAUCAAAAUUUUGUUUUACAUGGAAGUACAAGAAUUUUAAAGAAACAUUGA
Molecule: messenger RNA, 822 nt
Organism: Rotaria sordida
Lineage: Eukaryota; Metazoa; Rotifera; Eurotatoria; Philodinida; Philodinidae
Source: the annotation of a GenBank genome assembly